Molecule: messenger RNA, 1454 nt
Organism: Orussus abietinus
Lineage: Eukaryota; Metazoa; Arthropoda; Insecta; Hymenoptera; Orussidae
Product: coiled-coil domain-containing protein 43
Exons: 3
Coding region: 285-911 (208 amino acids)
Source: RefSeq, a predicted model, not a curated record
UCUAUACGAAAUUCUUCUUUUCUCGUAUCAGAGCUGGUUUUGCAAAUAAAAUAUCUUUUUUAUCGCUUGCUUUUUUACCGGAAUUCAAAGUUAAUAAUUUGACAACACUUUUUUAUCUAUAAUCAGGAACUAGCUUGAAUCUUGGACAAAUUGAUGUACUGCGAAUCAGCGUUCUACUGUGAGUUACAACCGGUGUCGUGGAAACUGCAUUUUAUGCGGGAUAAAUAAAACACCAUAUAAUCAUGUGUGAUUCGGAGAUGGCGGAAAAUUGAAAAUAGCAAAACAUGGCGGCUGCGACUAGUGCAUUUGACUCUUGGCUUAACACAAAGUUAAGAGCACUGAAGACGGAUGAAGGAGUAUUCGGGUCUUAUAUCAAAGGAAUUUUGGAGGGCGAUGAAUCCGAAGAUGAAAAGACCGAAGCUCUCGAAGGCAUACUCGCCGGCAUAACGGAGGAUAAUAUAAGUAAACAUGUGGCAGAAAUAUUAGCAGCUUGGGCAAAGUGGCUGCCCAUAGAUGAUGUCGCUGGAGCAACAGCCCCUGCGGAAGACGUCGAUGUUCGGCUGGCUCGGAUGUUGGAAUCGCAGAGUUUUCCUACGACUACGCAGAAGAGCUACACGGAGGAGGAGAGACGAAUAAGAGAAGCGAUCCUCGCACAGUACAGUGAAAUGCCGGAUCAAGAUGAAAGCGAGGGAGAAGGAGAGGAGGAUGGAGUUGGCGGUGGAGAUUGUGGAAUCGAGAAGAACACAAACGCAGCAGCUAUCAUUCAACAAGGAAAAGAGAGGCGAGAGAAAGCUAAACUCGAGAGUCAAAAGAAGAAAGAGAAAGACAAAGAGGAUCGAGAGAAGCAAAAACAAUUGAAAGAGGAGAAAAAGGAAAAGAGGAAGACACAGAAAGGCGAGCGAAGGAGGUAGCAUCGAAACAAAAGCUCCGCCAAACUUUCUUCAAAAGCCCAAAUCAUUGAAAACUGUCUUAUGCUUGCAUAAACGCAUAUUCAUAUAUAUAUAUAUUUAUAUAUAUAUACCUAAGCAUGUGUACAUAAGUUUAUAGGAAUUCGUCAGUACACAUACGUACAAGUCUAUUUAUUCUUGUCAUGCAGUGAUCUCCAGCAGCGACAGAAACUGAUCAGUUUCGAAAGGCGUCAAUUCAAAGUUGCCAUAUACACAAACCCAAAGCAUCUUGUAACAAGUUAUGCUCUGAGAUGCAUAUAAUUUUCCUUAAAAAGAAAUAAUUGUGAUUCGUCGACACGUCAGGGGAGACAGACGUCUUGUGUCGCUCGCCCUGGCAAAACUUUUAGCUCGUACAAUAAAUCGAUGCACAGUGCUUGGUUGUGUGUUGAAUCGUUUUCUAUUUAUAACGUGUUAUCGUUUGUUAGACGACUCUAGGACUAUCUCUUUGUACCUUUCGAAUAGGUUUCCUUUAACUAGGUCAAUCUCUUGUACUUAAUGCUAUGUUAA